Oryzias latipes (Japanese medaka) is the source of this 3026-nucleotide messenger RNA. It is a transcript of the gene prkci, whose product is annotated as protein kinase C, iota. Gene Ontology annotation, molecular function: ATP binding; protein binding; diacylglycerol-dependent serine/threonine kinase activity. NCBI's taxonomy places the organism in Eukaryota, Metazoa, Chordata, Actinopteri, Beloniformes, Adrianichthyidae. Gene Ontology annotation, biological process: protein phosphorylation. The record is from RefSeq and is a predicted model, not a curated record.
UGGUCUCGUCCUCAGUUAGGCCUUUGCAGUAGGGAGUUGUUUGGCGGACCCAACAAGUUUGUCUCUGACUUUGGGUCUUUUAUAUCCAGGAAUAGGAUUGAAGAAACUCUCAAACUUCAACAUAUUUGAUCUCCGGGGGUGUCUGGGCUGUCGAAGGGCCACAAAAAGCAGGAGUUUAGCGGACCAAACCGAGGAGGGAAGGGAGUCAUCGGUGAAUCUGAGCGUUCGCGGCGGAGCUUAUGAUGCCGACGUUGCGAGACAGCACCAUGUCCCACCCCGGCGAGAAUUCCCACCAAGUCCGGGUCAAGGCUUACUAUAAGGGGGACAUCAUGAUCACACAUUUUGAACCCUCCAUCUCGUACGAGGGCCUCUCCGGGGAGGUGAGGGACAUGUGCUCCAUGGAGAACGACCAACUCUUUACCAUGAAGUGGAUCGACGAGGAAGGUGACCCCUGCACCGUGUCUUCUCAGCUGGAACUGGAGGAAGCUCUGCGUCUCUAUGAGCUCAACAAAGACUCGGAGCUCAUUAUUCACGUGUUCCCGUGUAUCCCAGAGAAGCCGGGGAUGCCUUGUCCAGGAGAAGACAAGUCCAUAUAUCGCCGUGGCGCCCGGCGCUGGAGGAAGCUUUACUACGCGAGCGGCCACGUUUUCCAGGCCAAGCGUUUUAACAGGCGAGCUCACUGUGCCAUCUGCUCCGACCGCAUUUGGGGUCUGGGACGCCAAGGAUACAAAUGCAUCAACUGCAAGCUGCUGGUGCACAAAAAGUGCCACAAACUGGUGACGAUGGAGUGCGGCAGGCCGGUGAUGCAGGACCCGUUAAUGCCCGGCCCCCCAUCAGGUCCCUUAGAACUGGCUGAUCAGCAAGGCUCCCACCACAAAGAUUCACGAGAAAGUUUGGAGGACUAUGUGGAGGAGAAGGAGGCCCGCAGCAGCAGAGACGCCGGGAAGUCGCCCUCCAGCCUGGGCCUGGCAGACUUUGACCUCCUGCGGGUCAUCGGCAGAGGCAGCUACGCCAAGGUGCUGCUGGUGCAGCUGAAGAAGACGGAGCGCAUCUACGCCAUGAAGGUCGUGAAGAAGGAGCUGGUCAAUGACGACGAGGACAUCGACUGGGUCCAAACGGAGAAGCACGUCUUCGAGCAGGCGUCCAACCACCCCUUCCUGGUCGGCCUCCACUCCUGUUUCCAGACGGAGAGCAGACUCUUCUUCGUCAUCGAGUACGUGAACGGCGGAGAUCUCAUGUUCCACAUGCAGAGGCAGAGGAAGCUUCCGGAGGAGCACGCCCGGUUCUACUCGGCUGAGAUCAGCCUGGCGCUGAACUACCUGCACGAGCGAGGGAUCAUCUACAGAGACCUGAAGCUGGACAACGUGCUGCUGGACUCUGAGGGACACAUCAAGCUCACCGACUACGGCAUGUGCAAGGAGGGCCUGAGGCCCGGCGAUACGACCAGCACGUUCUGCGGCACCCCCAACUACAUCGCCCCCGAGAUACUGCGAGGCGAGGAUUACGGCUUCAGCGUGGACUGGUGGGCGCUGGGCGUGCUGAUGUUCGAGAUGAUGGCGGGCCGCUCGCCGUUCGACAUUGUCGGCAGCUCUGAUAACCCGGACCAGAACACAGAAGACUAUCUCUUCCAGGUGAUACUGAACAAACAGAUCAGAAUUCCCCGCUCGCUGUCCGUCAAAGCCGCCAGCGUCCUCAAGGGGUUCCUCAACAAGGAUCCCAAGGAGCGCCUGGGCUGCCAUCCUCAGACCGGCUUCGCUGACAUCACGGGUCAUCCGUUCUUCAGGAACGUGGACUGGGAUCUUUUGCAGCAGAAGCAGGUGGUUCCUCCUUUCAAGCCCAACAUCUCAGGAGAAUUUGGACUGGACAACUUUGACGCUCAGUUCACCAACGAGCCCAUUCAGCUCACCCCUGAUGACGAGGAUGUGGUGAAGAAGAUCGAUCAGUCUGAGUUUGAAGGCUUCGAGUACAUCAACCCUCUGCUAAUGUCUGCGGAGGAGUGUGUGUGACCCCCCCCCAGCACACACAUCCCCAUACCAGGUCACCCCCACCUGAACAGUCAUUUGCCAAAAGCAGCUUCUGUUUCUGCCAUCUCCACCGCGUGCCCUUAAGCCCCGCCUCCUCCGAAUCUGCCCCCCUUAUCUGUUGACACGUUCUUCCUAGCUUGGGGGGGGGGGGAUCAAGCACUUCCUGUGACAGGCUGAGCAUCCCCUCCUCCUGUGGGAGGGGGUUCAACGCAUAUAUUAUUUGUACAUAAAAUCCUUCACUGAAGACAAACGUUGAACGAGGUCUUCACCAGCACGACCUUUCAAAAUAAAAGAAUCUGGAUGUUUUGACGGGAAGAGUCGGCGCCGCCCUGAGCGAUUCCGGUCCCUCCCCCGGGAUGAAGGAACCCCAGCUGAAAGCUCUCAAACUGUGAAUGAAAGACGGCGGGAGAGGACCGGAAGAGCCGGACCAGACGCCUUCCCCACGGCGUUCCUCGCUCAGACGGGCCGGAGUGGGCAGAUGACCCGAGGACGCCGCGGACGCCGCCAUCCUGGCUCCUAGAAUCUAUGUUUCUGUUUCUUCCUCUUUUUUUUAUGCUGCCUUUCAGAAACUUUUCCAUUUUCAUUCCAUGUGUUUUUGUUCUGAGAGACUUUUGAAACACGGGUUCUGUUAGCGGUCCAAACGGUUCUGAUCCCUGAUGCUGCUCUGACACUCCCCUCCUCCCCCAUCGUCCUGACUCCUAACACGCCUACAAAGCAUUCAUUUCCCCUAACCCCCCCCCAAACCAGUGGACACAUAGUGACGGCGCCCAAGUCUUCCUGUCAGCUUCCAAAGCGCGUGCAGACGGCGGUGGACGGAGGAGGAGGAGCUCCGUUUGCUCGAUGGUUACAUUUUGGAUGGAUCCCCACCUGUUACUGCGUCGACCCGACGGGGACGGUUCUGUUUGUGUUUCUGUGGAUGUUCCUCAUCCCAAAGGCUUUAUAUUAUUAUUAUUAUUAGUGCUGAAUGAAAGUACCGUUGGCAGAAUAAACAUUUUAUUUCUC